CACAAAAUCGGCGAAAUUUGGCGACAUCGCGAGCCACCAGAGAGGGGACCCAGUUGCAACACCGGCGUCGCCUCAAUUUUCACCUCCACACCCACCCGCGCCCUUCGCCCAUCAGCCCCCAACGAACGCUCGUCGAACCGACGCACGCAUUCUCCUCGCCCAGCAUGGCCGCCGCUACAGAGCGCUUCAUACAUCUCGCGCGCCCGCUGGCUCACGGCAACGUGGGCAUCCAGACCAACAUUGCCCCGCUCAGCGUCAACAUCCAGCCCCAGGCCGUUCUCUCCAUCCUCGACCACGCCGUGCGAAGGGACGUCCACGAAAAUGCCCAGUCCACCCGAGUCAUAGGCGCCCUGGUUGGCACCCGAUCCGAAGAUGGAACCGAGGUCGAGGUUCGCUCCUGCUUUGCCAUUCCUCACACCGAGGAGCAGGACCAGGUCGAAGUCGACGUCGAGUACCAGAAGAACAUGCUCGCCCUGACCCUGAAAGCCAACCCCCGCGAGGCUCUGCUCGGCUGGUACACCACGUCCCACGAGCUCAAUAGCUUCAGCGCCCUCAUCCAGAACUUCUUCGCCAGCCCCGAGACGGGUACCUUCCCCCACCCCGCUAUCCAUUUGACCAUCUCGACCCAGCCCGGCGAGGACAUCGAGACGAGAUGCUACAUCAGCGCCCCCGUGGCCGUCAACGCCGAGCGCGCCGCCGAGAGCUGCCUCUUCAUCCAGGUGCCUCACAAGAUGCUUUACGGCGACUCUGAGAGGAACGCCCUCGAGGCCAUCGCUAGUGCGCAAGACAACGAGUCCCGGACCGCGCCCCUGGUAUCAGACAUUGAGGGACUCGGCCGGUCGAUCGAGCAGACGCUCAACCUCCUCGACCGGGUCAGCGAGUGGGUCAACGGCGUCUUGGACGAGGAUGAGGAGCCGAACAACGCUCUGGGGCAGUAUCUCAUGAGCGCCCUGUCCCUGGCGCCCAAGGUCGACGCCUCCCAGAUUGAGCACGACUUCAACAACCACAUCCAGGACGUGCUUAUGGUCAGCUACCUGGCCAAUACCAUCCGAACCCAGAUCGAUCUGUCUCAGCGGCUGGCGACGGCGAACCUGACCAGCAACGAGAAGGAUGGCGAGGGGAAGACGGAUGGUGACAAGGGCGGUAACCAGCGUGGUGGCGGCGGGAAGCGAGGUGGCCGCGGCGGUGGUCGGGGCGGCGGCCAGCCGAGAGAGCCUCGGGAGCCGCGUGAGCCGCGCGAACCCCGAGAGCCCCGAGAGCCCCGGGAGCCUCGGGAGCCCGCGGAGUAGAGGGUGAUACUUACAUGGGCAUUAUUAUUGAUAUGACGUGCAGGAUGAAUAGCCAGAGGCAUUCUGCACCAAAAAGGCGGGAACUUGGUGCGUCCUGCAAGGUGUAUGACACAGACACGAGGCUGGGGCACCGCGUUCAAACACAAAUCAUCACGGCGUUGCGGGCAAGGCGACAUCUUUUGUGUCGUCUUCUCUGAGGACUUUUAGAAAUGGGAUUGAAUCGUCAUGCAGUCUUCAUGUCCCCGGAUAUGUGUAUCUCAUCUAAGAGGAGGCCAUGGCCUACAGGUUAAAAAAACAUCAAUGCC
This is a messenger RNA of Purpureocillium takamizusanense, 1594 nucleotides long. RefSeq lists its product as uncharacterized. Lineage: Eukaryota; Fungi; Ascomycota; Sordariomycetes; Hypocreales; Ophiocordycipitaceae. Bases 165 to 1289 code for a protein of 374 amino acids. Gene Ontology annotation, cellular component: eukaryotic translation initiation factor 3 complex, eIF3m. Gene Ontology annotation, biological process: translational initiation. Gene Ontology annotation, molecular function: translation initiation factor activity; metallopeptidase activity; translation initiation factor binding. The record is from RefSeq and is a predicted model, not a curated record. The transcript is spliced from 2 exons.